Lathyrus sativus (Indian pea) is the source of this 927-nucleotide messenger RNA. NCBI's taxonomy places the organism in Eukaryota, Viridiplantae, Streptophyta, Magnoliopsida, Fabales, Fabaceae. The record is from the annotation of a GenBank genome assembly.
AUGAAAGCACCAACCAUCCUAAAGAGCUUUCUCUUGCGCAAAGCUCCGGCGGCAGUAGCUCCUUUACCGGAAAAAACCCGAUUCAACCGAGAACUCACAGCGGAACUCGACACCCUUGGUGGAGAAAUUGGGUUGGCUCCAUUGCUUGAUGCUGCCAUCAAAACUCAAAAAAUUACAUUAGAUUCACUAGUGAACAUUUCUUAUAGAGAUUAUUCUGAUCGUGGAGACGUUGAUAAGUACUUAGAAGACAACGUUGAGUUUCUUGAUGUAUGCAAUUACUUUGUUGAAAAAAUUGAGAACAUUUAUAAUUAUCUAGACAAAUUGAAAGUUGUUGUACAUUUAGUUGAUAAUAAUUGUAGUCCAUUGAAGCCUAAUAAUGUUGCAACAGCACGUGCAAUGGAACUUUUGAAUUCAUCAUCAUUUAAAAUUGUAGUAGAAAAGAGAUCAAGCAAUAGAUUGAAAAAAUUGUUAAGGCAAAAACUAUGUCAUCAUGAAACAGAAAUGAGCAAGAUUGUGUGUGGUUCUAAGGCUGUGACAUUGAUGUGUUUAAGGUUUCUUGAACUUGGUUUGUCAUUUGAUUCACAAAGUGAAAAAUUGCCAAUGAUGAAACUUUCUCAGCCUACAAGUUCUUCAUGGUUGAGAUUGCUGCAAGAGUUGACAAAAGAAGCAGAAGCAUGUGUUGAUGAGAAGAAGUUGCAGAAAAAGAGUUCAUGUAUGAGUGAGUUGCAGCAAAUGGUGGAUGCAGCAAGAGAACUGAAAGAACAGAUGAAGAUGGAAAACGAGAUGAAAUGUUGUGUUGUGAAAUUGAAGAAAAAGUGCAAGGAAUUGGAGGAUGUAGUUGAUGUUAUUGAUGAAAGAGUAAAAGAAUUGUAUAAAUGUUUGAUUGAUGUUAGGAUGAGUCUUCUUGGAAUUCUUUCACAGCACUAA